AUGCCGUUAGAGACGAGACUGCGCGGCCAAGUGUUCGAGAUGCUUAUCCCCAAGGAAGACCGCAAGAAGAUCCACGAGUACCUCUUCCGCGGUAUGUUACCGUCGACUCCCAAUCGUGCGGCUUUCGCAGCGCAGAUUGAGGGUGUGCUCGUGGCCAAGAAGGACUUCAACCUUCCCAAGCAUGGCGACAUUGACACCAAGAACCUCUACGUGAUCAAGGCCUGCCAGUCCCUGAACUCCCGCGGCUAUAUCAAGACCCAGUUCUCGUGGCAGUACUACUACUACACCCUCACCCCUGAGGGUCUUGACUACCUCCGCGAGUGGCUCCACCUUCCCGCCGAGGUUGUUCCCGCUACCCACAUCAAGCAGCAGCGUUCUCACGCUCCCCCUCGCGGCAUGAUGGGUGGUGAGGAGCGCGAGCGUCGCCCCCGUGCUCCCCGUGAGGGUGGCCGUGAGGGUGGCUACCGUCGCCGUGAGCAGGAGCCCAAGGAGGGUGGCGCCCCCGGCGAGUUCGCCCCCAGCUUCCGCGGUGGCUUCGGCCGUGGCCGUGGUGCCCCCUCUUCUUAA
Aspergillus pseudoviridinutans is the source of this 567-nucleotide messenger RNA. Its product is annotated as 40S ribosomal protein eS10. Gene Ontology annotation, cellular component: cytosolic small ribosomal subunit. The transcript has 5 exons. Gene Ontology annotation, molecular function: structural constituent of ribosome; RNA binding. The coding region runs from base 1 to 567 and encodes 188 amino acids. The record is from RefSeq and is a predicted model, not a curated record. NCBI's taxonomy places the organism in Eukaryota, Fungi, Ascomycota, Eurotiomycetes, Eurotiales, Aspergillaceae.